Messenger RNA from Cryptotermes secundus, 3010 nucleotides. RefSeq names its product ELMO domain-containing protein 3. The coding region runs from base 847 to 1851 and encodes 334 amino acids. The transcript has 7 exons. The record is from RefSeq and is a predicted model, not a curated record. NCBI's taxonomy places the organism in Eukaryota, Metazoa, Arthropoda, Insecta, Blattodea, Kalotermitidae.
CCAUACGCUUCAUGGUGUGACUCAUAAGUAAAUGAGCACAGGUACAGCUUUCUGGUGCCCUUUAACAUUAAAGUAACCUAGAAGAAUUACAUAGUGAACGAAUACGUAGUUAGAUUUGGACCAGGAUUGGGACAAAAUGUGGUUCUGAUCACGGCGCUAACUGAGCUCAGCAUGAAUCGGCAAUUAAUUCCUGAAUGAAUUAUUCUCCAGCUUGAUGAGGGAACUGGUUAUAUCCUGCACCACCAAAACAUCCAUGUCUUCCCAGUAAAAUAAGGCGACGGCCGUGAGCACCUCCCCUCAAAAUUAUACAAUUAGCAUAUUUUGUUCGGAAAUUCAAUACGUAAUACAUAAUCGCAAGCAACUUCACUCACAAAAAUAACUUAGCGCGGCAUGAAGCGGCAAUUAAUUCCUGGCCGAAUUAUUCUUCAGCUUAAUGAGGGAGCUGGUUAUAUCCUGCACUACUGAAACAUCCAUGUCUUCCCCGUAAAAUAAGGCGACGACCGUGACCACCUCCCCUCAAAAUUAUACAAUUAGCAUAUUUUGUUCGGAAAUUCAAUACAAAAUACAUAAUCGCAAGCAACUUCAGUCACAAUUUCUAACUUGGGUACAAAAUGUAUUGCUGUUAUUCGUCAUUCAUGGUGAAAUGGUGGAAGUCAAGUAUGUCAAGUAUGCGUUAGUGUGAUGCAUUUUGCAUUGUUUACGUCCUGGAAAUAUAUGCUUGCUGCAUGAUAUUAUGUUCUUUAUAUCUAUGCUGUAUUUUUGUGUGUGAAAUUUCACGUUCUGGAAGAUAUAAAUGAGAAUUUUUUUUUGUUUGAAAUGCGAGGAACGUAAAUCUUGUGAAGGCUGAUGUACGCCUUUGCUGUGAUGUCACUUGAAAGUGAGGUUAGGAGCCACGAACUGUUGGAAUCGGCUUUCGAAAAGCACAGACAUAAUAUUGAUGUUGAUAAAGCAAGGCUGGCCUAUGAAGCAGCAAAGGAAGAAUGGGAUAAUGUGGCAACAGUGGAGACAGUGUUCAGAAACAAUUUGGAGUCUAGGCACUCAGUUAUGCCCCACAUCACUGUGCACCAAGCACUGAUGUACUUCCAAGUGCAUGAUUUAUCAGUAGAGUUGGCAGAGGUACGAGGCAGCGUGGAGCCCCAGGGUCUAUGUGCACUGCUAUCUUGUCUGCUUGGCCCACCAGAGUUGCAUGACCAUCUCACAGCAGAGCGUGAUCUUGUGUUUGCAAUUGCCCAGCGCAAGCUGGACAUGUCAGAACCAGUGCACGUGCGCAUGCUGCAGACUGUGUAUCAGCGUUUGACAGGCACACGGAUGGACUGUCCAUGUUACGGUUCGCACUGGGAGCACAUCGGCUUUCAGGGCACAGACCCUGGGACAGACCUGCGUGGAGUGGGAAUGCUGGGUCUCCUGCAGUUGCUGUAUCUGUGCAACACACCACACCUUAUUCCACUGGCUCGUGACAUCUAUAGAGUGUCAGUGGAUGAGCAGCAGAACUUUCCACUUGCUGUGAUGAGCCUGAACAUGACUCGCAUCUCCCUUCAGGCUCUCCGACAUGGCGAGCUCAACAGGCAGUGCAACCAUCAGCAGCUGGUGGUGCAGGUGGUGAACCAGUUCUAUGUGGCUGUGUUUUACCACACACUGCACAUCUGGACUUCGCAGCAUAAGACCAUCAGGGACUCAGGCUAUGUGCUGAAAGAUGUGGAGUUCUAUUGUCGAGGCAAUGUGCGUGCUGUGCUGCGGGACCUGCAGGAUCAGCUGGCAUCAUACACAUCAACUCGUUCACAUGACAAACCGUGCAUCCCUGGCAGCUUCCAGGAUCUGCUUACUCAAGCCAAGACAGAGGUGUUCAUAUAGGAAACUAUGUUGGUUUGCUGAGAGCAGUGGAUAUGCAUGUUUCCAAGUGCUGUCCAGCAAUGGCUACACUGAGAUACAGACAUUUUCCAUAAAUCUGAGUAGAGACAGGUUGAAUAAGUUUCUGGUAAACCCAUAAGAGCACUUGAAAUGAGAGUUUGGAGCUUCAGUUGUGUAACUGGUGUUGCAUGCUGUGGGGAUAACGUGGAGGCGAGGCAAGUGCCCACAUAUGCUGUAGUGCUGUGUCUCUAGGUCAUUAUGGUAACACUGCCCCUGUUGUAUGGUGGGUGUUCAUAAAAACAUGUUUUGGCUACAGUCUGAACUGAAAGCUUUGCAGUAUAUUUCUGUUUAUCAAGCUGCAUGACCUGUAUGAGGAUAUGAGAAUGUCUGCUGGAACCCAGAAGAGAGACCUGCCUGUGAAAAAGUUACAAGCUCAGAUUGUAUCCCAGGAUGACUGACAUGUCCAGGGUGUGACAUGAAUCACCCAUUUCUGUUUAUAGAGUUGACAUUAGGAUUGUCUGGAGCCUUACCUGUAAUGUCUCCUCUAUAUUUUCAUGGUAUGGUUCAUAGCCAUCUUUCUAUGUGAGUAUGCUGCCAAUUGGAAAUAGAAGGUCAUCAUGAAUGAGCAUGAUGCAGGCCAGUGGGCAGCUGCACAGCUUGCGUGCAUAUCAGAAGUUGCAGUCAGCCUCACAGAUGACAGAACAUGGCAAAGUUUUAUGCCAUUUAAAAUAAUGUAAAUAUGGCCCAGGUAAAAUCAGCUGACAUUGAUAGAAGAGCAGAUGUCCUGGACACAGACAUUGUAACUAUGGAGCACAUUCCAUGAGACAGGAAUUUAUUUCCUUUGCAGAUUUGAAAAAUUUGUUUCUGGUGUGGGCAUCAAUUUGUUUACAUUCUUACAGCCUGUAUAUUUGGAAUAUGUUCUUUUGGGUGGAUUUUGAAAAGCACUGCUUAGAUCUGUCAUGCCUGUCCAUAUGCCCGCCAGUAGUAAUUCCCAGUUAUGUCCAAACUCCUUGUUGUACACCUACAGUGGGCUUUGCAAAGCUGAUUCAAAUUUAGUUCAUUAUGAAAGUCACUUAGGCCCUGAAUGAAGUUUUAUAUUUUCUUAGUUCUUUGACAGUCCAAAAGUUCCCGAAAUACAAAUUAAUAAAAACUAUUAUGUCGU